Cygnus olor (mute swan) is the source of this 1772-nucleotide messenger RNA. It is a transcript of the gene BATF, whose product is annotated as basic leucine zipper ATF-like transcription factor. Lineage: Eukaryota; Metazoa; Chordata; Aves; Anseriformes; Anatidae. Gene Ontology annotation, cellular component: nucleus. Gene Ontology annotation, molecular function: RNA polymerase II cis-regulatory region sequence-specific DNA binding; DNA-binding transcription factor activity, RNA polymerase II-specific. Bases 623 to 1003 code for a protein of 126 amino acids. Gene Ontology annotation, biological process: regulation of transcription by RNA polymerase II. The record is from RefSeq and is a predicted model, not a curated record. The transcript is spliced from 3 exons.
AGGGACUUCCCGAAGGGGCCGGGGUGGCGCUGGACCAGCCGGGGCGCACUGUUCCUCCUGCCCCUGGAGUUUCUGGGGCUCCCGGCACCACCUCCUCCGCGCUGCCCUCCUUUGAGGGUCCCACUUUCCCAGCCAGGGCCGGGGCUUUUCUUCCCUUUACAUCUCUGCUGUUUGUGUCGGAGAAAACCCAUCUCGCUGUUUUUCUACCGCUUGAAGGUGUUUUUCGGGGGUUUUUCAGGCUAUUUUGAAGCUCGUUUUUCCCAGAUGUGCUUUUUUUUUCUGCUUUUUUUUUUCUUCUUCUUCUUCUUCUGUAACUUUUCUUCUUCGCCUUAAAGUUUCCGGCCACGUGACUUUCAGCUUACAUCCCCUAGGUUCUGAGAAACCACAGGAGGCCUGAGACCUAAAGGGAAGGUGCAGAGCUCUGAGCGGAGAGCAGAGAAAGUAGCAGAGCGCGGGGCAGGAGGACAGCGUGCCUCUGGGACGGGCCCGCACAGGGAGGCCAGCAAGCAUCCCAGGGCAGGCAGAGAAGGACAGGGGACAAAGCAAGGGAGAAAGAGAGAAGCUGGGCAUACCGUGAGCAUAAAGGAAGCUGAAGAGGCCCUGGGAGCCAGAGACGGGAGCCAUGCCCCACAGCUCCGACAGCAGCGACUCCAGCAGCUCCAGCCAGUCUCCUCCUCCCAGCAAGCAGGACUCUUCUGAUGACAUGAGGAAAGUCCAGAGGAGGGAGAAGAACCGCAUUGCUGCCCAGAAGAGCCGCCUGCGGCAGACCCAGAAAGCAGACACACUGCACUUGGAGAGCGAAGACCUGGAGAGGCAGAACGCGGCCCUGCGCCGGGAGAUCCGGCAGCUGACGGAGGAGAUGAAGCACUUCACCUCGGUGCUGAGCUCCCACGAACCGCUCUGCUCCAUCCUGGCGUCGCCCCCGCCGCCGCCCCCAGAGGUGCUUUAUGCCACACACUCCUUCCACCAGCCCCACAUCAGCUCCCCGCGCUUCCAGCACUGAGCCAGCCGGUGGGGCGGCCAAGAAGCAACCUCGCGGGGCUCGCUUUUCCAUCCGGAGAGGGACAGACAGACAGACGGCCCUUCUCACAGUGUGUACUCUGAGUGACUUUGUCCAAGACUUGUUCCCCGUGCAGAAAUGGCAGGGCCACCAGGAGGCAUCUUCGGGCAGUUUCCAGCUUGGAUCCUGGGAAGAGGAGCAUUCGCAAAAGGGCACCAUCCCCUUCCCCGGUGCUUGCUUGGGGACCCCACGGGAGCGUGGGCACGGGCAGCCCCCGUGCGAGCGGCUGGCUGCGGCGUGCGGCGGCGGGAGCUCCGGGCAGAGGAACGGAAGCAGGGGCGGAGGGGAACGUUGGGGGCCAUAGAGUACCAGGGCAAAACUGGUUUAUUUUUGUAAAAUAAAGAAUGAAAAUGCUUCGCGCUUUGUUUUUCAAAACAGGAUGAGCCGCUCCGAAGGCCCUGCGUGGCACGGUGGGAUCGGGGCGGUGGCAGGGGAGAGCGUGGAGUUCAGGGAACAGCCCCAUGUCUGCUGACGUCUCAUCCAUCUCAUUUCUGAGGAGCAGGGGUGUGUGGGGUGGCCUGUGGGCUGCACAAGCAGCGCAGCCGGGAAGGAGCACAGCAGUAUGGAGGGGGGUGGUGACGCUGUGCUGGAGUGGAUGGGGAAGCAGGGCCUGGCAGGAGCCCCGCUCCAAGGGGCACACGGCUUCAGACCGCGCUGUUUCCCCUGCCUUGCCACAGCUCUUCCUCCCCAGGAGGAUGCCGGGCUACCUCCU